AUGUCAACCGGUAUUAACUUAGGUUUAGAACGAAUAAAUUCUCUUUUAGCUUUAUUAAAUAAUCCACAUAAACGACUUUCAGUAAUUCAUAUAGCAGGUACAAAUGGUAAAGGUUCAGUAUCAGCAUAUAUAGAUUCAAUUCUUAUACAAUCUGGCUAUAAGACCGGAAGAUUCAAUUCACCACAUUUCCUAGAACCUCAUGAUUCAAUAAAAAUAAAUGGCUUGCCGAUAUCACAGGAAAAUUUCAAGAAAGAAAAUGAAUUUAUCACAGAUAUAAAUUUAAAAAAUAAUGUAGGAGCAAGUUCAUUCGAAAUAUUAACAUCUAUAGCAUUAAAUUGGUUUGAUAAACAACAAAUUGAUAUUGCUAUAAUUGAAGUUGGGAUGGGAGGAAGAUUAGACGCAACUAAUGUUUUUGAUAACGUUUUAUCAAGUAUCAUUACUUUAAUAGGAAUGGAUCAUGAAACUUUCUUGGGUGAUAAUAUUGAAUCUAUUGCAAAAGAGAAGGCUGGAAUCAUGAAAGCAAAUGGAAAUGUUGUUAUUGCUCCUCAAAUUGAAAAGGAAGCUGCUGAUACAUUAAAGAAAUGUGUUGAUGAAAUUGGGUGUGCAAAAUCCAUAUUUGUAGAAAGUGCGAAAUGGGAACAAGAAGAAACAGGAUUGGCAUUGGCUAAUUUGAUUAAUCAUUCAAACAUCAGGAUUAAUAUUCCGCUUUCUGGAAAUAUUCAAUUAGAAAAUUCUGCUACUGCUAUCAUAGCUAUAGAUUUGUUGAGAACGACUGAAAAAAAAUUUGCAAAUAUAUCAAAUGAACAUAUUAUCGACGGAAUUUCAUCAACUAAAUGGCCUGGAAGAUUACAAUGGAUAGAUGCUUUUAAAUUAUCAAAUGUUAUUAAGAUGCCUAUAACUUCUAAUCUUUUAAUUGAUGGCGCUCACAAUCCACAAGCUGCAAAAGCUUUAAGAACUUUUGUAAACAAACUAAAUAAAAAUAAAGUUCAUUGGAUAUUUUCCGCUACAAAAGGAAAAAAUCUUACAAAAAUUUUAGACUUAUUAUUAAAAGAUGAGGAUUCAUUAAUAGCUGUUGGAUUUUCACAAGUUGAAGGAAUGCCAUGGAUAAAUUGUUAUGAUCCUAAUGAAAUUAUAGAAUAUACAAAGAAUGCAAAAAAGAAUAUUAAUACUUUUGUUGCUAAGGAUGUUAAGGAAGCACUUAUUCAUGCUUAUUCAAAUUAUAAUGAAGAAGGUGAAGUUGUUGUACUAUGUGGAAGUUUAUAUCUUAUUGCAGAUUUAUUUAAAUUUCUUCAAAUUAAUGAUUAA
This is a messenger RNA of Funneliformis geosporum, 1305 nucleotides long. Lineage: Eukaryota; Fungi; Glomeromycota; Glomeromycetes; Glomerales; Glomeraceae. The record is from the annotation of a GenBank genome assembly.